AUUGCCUCCGAGCGACACGGUACUUUUUCCUACUCCAGAAUGGCUCCCAAACCCAAGAAGAUAAAAAAUUUAAAUAACCUGAAAAAGGAAUUGGAGAUGGAUGAGCAUCGGUUAUCCGUCGAAGACUUGUGCCGACGCUUGAAAUGCGAUCCAAUCAAGGGUUUGACAUCAGCUCAAGCCAAAGCCAACUUCGAACGUGAUGGUCCCAAUGCCUUGACACCUCCAAGGACAACGCCCGAAUGGGUGAAAUUCUGCAACCAACUCUUCGGAGGUUUCUCCCUGCUAUUGUGGGUCGGUGCUAUCCUGUGUUACUCGGCCUACGCAAUCGAAGUCUCACGCAAUCCUGACAUUCUAGGCGACAAUUUAUACCUGGGUAUUGCACUGACGGUCGUUGUUGUGGUGACUGCUGUGUUCUCCUAUUUCCAAGAGAGAAAGAGUAGCAAAAUUAUGGAGUCGUUCAAGAACAUGGUGCCCCAGUUUGCCCUAGUCGUUCGUGAUGGACAGAAACUUACCAUGAAAGCUGAACAACUCACCGUUGGCGACUUGGUAGAAGUCAAAUUCGGCGACCGAAUUCCGGCUGACAUCCGCAUUCUGGAGGCUCGGCAACUCAAAGUCAAUAACUCUUCAUUAACCGGCGAAUCGGAACCGCAGAGUCGAAGUCCUGAAUUUACACACAGCAAUCCGUUGGAAACUAAAAAUUUGGCUUUCUUCUCAACCAACGCCAUUGAAGGAACGGCGCGUGGCGUCGUCAUCAGCAUCGGAGACAACACGGUGAUGGGUCGCAUCGCUGGAUUGGCUUCAGGAUUGGAAACGGGCCAGACGCCGAUUGCCCGAGAAAUUGAAUAUUUCAUUCACAUCAUUACGGUGGUGGCUAUUUUCUUAGGAGUCACUUUCUUCAUCCUCGCCAUGCUGCUGGGUUACAGCUUCCUUGAAGCUGCCAUCUUCUUAAUCGGUAUCAUCGUAGCAAAGGUGCCAGAAGGUUUGUUGGCUACUGUCACCGUCUGCUUAACCCUCACGGCCAAACGAAUGGCAAAGAAGAAUUGUUUGGUGAAGAACUUGGAAGCCGUUGAGACAUUGGGUUCAACUUCGAUCAUUUGUUCCGACAAAACAGGAACUCUGACUCAAAAUCGCAUGACAGUUGCCCAUAUGUGGUACGACGGUAAAAUCAUCCAAACUGAUACAACAGAGAAUCAAUCAGGCGCACAGUACGAUAAAACUAGCGCAGGCUGGAAAGCUCUGUCCCGGGUUGCUUGCCUGUGUAGCCGCGCAGAGUUUCAAGGUGGGCAGCAAGGUGUUCCCAUAAUGCAGCGCGACGUUAACGGCGAUGCUUCCGAGGCUGCUUUGCUCAAGUGUGUCGAAUUGGCUACCGGCGAAGCUAUGGCCAUUCGAGCACGUAAUGCCAAAGUCUGUGAAAUCCCUUUUAACUCCAGCAACAAGUAUCAGGUGUCCAUUCACGAGAAUGAAGAUAAAAAAGACGGACGGUAUUACUUGGCCAUGAAGGGUGCUCCGGAGAGGAUCUUGGACCUCUGUUCCACCAUUUUCAUCAACGGUCAGGAGAGACCAAUGGAUAAUCAGAUGAAGGAUGCCUUUAAUACAGCUUACAUGGAACUUGGUGGAAUGGGAGAACGUGUCUUGGGUUUCUGCGAUUUCCAUUUGCCUCUUGAUCAGUUCCCCAAGGGCUUCAAAUUCGACGCCGAUGAAGUCAACUUCCCCAUCUCUGGUCUUCGUUUCGUCGGUCUCAUGUCCAUGAUCGAUCCUCCUCGAGCUGCCGUUCCAGAUGCUGUCGCCAAAUGCCGUUCAGCCGGAAUUAAAGUAAUUAUGGUGACUGGCGAUCACCCUACCACUGCGAAGGCUAUUGCUCGUUCCGUCGGAAUUAUUACGCACGACAGUGAGACUGUCGAAGAUAUUGCCACUCGUUUGAAUGUGCCAGUAGAAAAGAUUAACCCAAGGGAUGCCACCGCUGCAGUUAUUUCUGGUGCAGAAUUACGUGACAUGGACGACGAGCAACUCGAUGCUGUUCUACGUAAUCAUUCUGAAAUCGUCUUCGCUCGAACGUCUCCUCAGCAGAAACUGAUCAUCGUCGAAGGUUGCCAGCGUGGUGGCGCCAUUGUGGCCGUCACUGGAGAUGGUGUCAACGAUUCGCCCGCAUUGAAGAAAGCUGAUAUCGGUGUGGCCAUGGGUAUUGCUGGCUCGGAUGUGUCCAAACAAGCUGCAGACAUGAUUUUACUGGACGACAAUUUUGCUUCAAUCGUUACUGGCGUCGAAGAAGGCCGUCUCAUUUUCGAUAACCUAAAGAAAUCUAUUGCGUACACAUUGACGUCUAAAAUUCCUGAACUUACGCCAUUCUUAGCUUUCAUUAGUUUCGGUAUUCCUCUGCCUCUGGGCACUGUCACCAUCCUUUGCAUUGACUUGGGAACAGACAUGGUUCCGGCUAUUUCACUAGCUUAUGAAGAAGCUGAAUCAGACAUUAUGAAGCGGUACCCGCGUAAUGCUCAGACGGACAAACUUGUCAAUUCCAGAUUGAUUUCCAUGUCUUACGGGCAAAUUGGUGUGAUGCAAGCGUUGGGUGCCUUCUUCACCUAUUUCGUCAUCAUGGCUGAAAAUGGCUUUUGGCCAAUGUUUCUGAUUGAUUUGCGUAAACGAUGGGACUCGAAAGCCAUCAACGAUCUCGAGGAUUCCUAUGGACAAGAAUGGACUUACGAAAACCGCAAGCAAUUGGAAUUUACCUGUCACACGGCAUUUUUCAUUUCGGUCGUCAUUGUCCAAUGGACUGAUUUGAUCAUUUGCAAAACCAGACGUAAUUCGCUGUUCCAACAAGGUAUGCGCAACCACGUCCUGACGUUCGGUCUCUUCUUUGAGACGGCUGUUGCCUGUUUCCUCUCAUACACUCCCGGCAUGGACAACGGUCUUCGUAUGUACCCAAUAAAAUGGAACUGGUGGUUACCUGCUAUGCCAUACGCGCUUUUAAUUUUCGUCUAUGACGAGAUCCGAAAGUACAUUAUUCGACGCAAUCCAGGCGGUUGGGUAGAACAGGAGACCUACUAUUAGAGCAUGUUUGUUGCGAGGCAACAGGAAAAGGGUCCAUCUACUAUACAUACUGUA
Molecule: messenger RNA, 3102 nt
Organism: Daphnia carinata
Lineage: Eukaryota; Metazoa; Arthropoda; Branchiopoda; Diplostraca; Daphniidae
Product: sodium/potassium-transporting ATPase subunit alpha-B-like
Exons: 12
Coding region: 40-3048 (1002 amino acids)
Biological process (GO): proton transmembrane transport; intracellular potassium ion homeostasis; potassium ion import across plasma membrane
Cellular component (GO): membrane
Molecular function (GO): ATP binding; P-type sodium:potassium-exchanging transporter activity; ATP hydrolysis activity
Source: RefSeq, a predicted model, not a curated record